AGGAAGCCAGCUUGGAGAGGGGGAGAGGUCUGCCGUGGAGAUACCUGCAGACCAUGGCACGUGGCAGAGAUUGAUGUUGGGGUCCAGUCCACAAGUCGCCAUUGGAAAGGGGGUGGUGAGCACUCAGGAAUCUCUGAUGCCCUGCUUUUGGACCUGUCCCCUGUGCCUGGUCAGCAUAUCCCUCUAAGACACAGCCCCAGCCCUGCCUGGGAGCCAGAAGUCUGUGUAUUCCUUUGCUCUUCCCAUUGGCAGUGACAGUCUCUGGAGCCUAGUGGGGGACAACACAGUAGGACAGAGGUUGAAGGCAAUGCCCAGGGUCCAGCAGUCAUGGUGGCACUAGCGCUGUGUCCAGGGGCGGGAGGCACCACCAGUGAUCCCAGCAGCCRCCACCGGGGCAGCAGUGGGAGCUGCCCAGGCAGGCCCCUCGUUGGCCAGGCCUUGGCAGUGGAUCCAGCUGCCCGGAGGCCUCUGGUCCCUGCCUGGUCUGAGCCUGGUUCUUCAGGCUUCCCUCAGCGACAGCGACUGCCCCAUAUCUGCCCCUGAGCUUCUUUUCUGUUUGAGCUGGCCAGAGGAAUUUCAGUUGUUUGUGCUCAAGAGCGUGAUGGAAGGGUGGUGGUGCCUUCAGGCACCUUAGCUGAGAGCUGAUUCUGCCUGCAGCUGACACCCGUCUCUGAUUCCACACCCACCGUCCUCCUCGGGAUCCUUCGCCCCUGACAAAAUUCCGAGGGACGUUCAUUGGAAAUAAGACAUCUGGACUCCCCGAGUGACCAUGGGCAACGAGAACAGCACCUCGGAGCGCCAGCUGGAGGAUGCCAACUUGCGUAACRUCGUCCUGUGGCCUCCGAACCCUGACGCUGUGCAGAGGACUUCAGCUGUGAACCCAGGAUCCGCGCAAACCCCUGAGGACGGUCAGGAUACAAAAGGGAAGCAGGGGGACCCACCGGGAAGCCCUGGCCACAGGGACUCGACCAGCGCUGGGCUCGGCAGCCCCCCCUCCACUUCUGAGAGUGCUGYCAGCCGGGAUCCGACCUUCCUGUCCCCAGAGGUGACGGAGCCAAGGAAGACCCCACAGGAAGCCAGGGGGCCGGGAGGUUCUUCGCUGCUUGGCCUAUCGCCGCCCCGGGAGCAGGAGUGGCCCAGGACCUCCAUGCCCUUCACCGAGUGCCCCCCAGAGGCUUGYUUGGCAAGCCCCACAGCCGCACCAGAAACAUCCCCAAGUGCCCCGGGAGAUGUCAUGGCGGCAUUUACACCUGAGGGGGACAGCUCUACUCAUCACAGCGGAAUUGCCAUCCUCCCCAGUACUGGAUGUGAGGAGGAGCYGAGGGAAGAGGCACAGGACUCCUCUUCCUCCAGCCACAUCGGCCAGCUGACGGGAAUCCRGCCAGCACAGCCCGCAGGGCCGAGGAGGGAGCUGCCGUGUGCAGAGGGGGCCCACUCUGGUGGCUUCGAGGCCAGAGAGGAAGAGGCUGCAGGUCCCCCUGCMGAGUCCGGGCAAGGACCAGCUUCUGUACAGGUGGCCACCAAGGCCCCAGCGGCAGUCCAGCUGGGCAAGGAGAGCUCAGAUGGCCUGGAGGAGUGGCCCCCAGUACCUGAGACCAGGGAACCACAAUAUCCAGGCGGAGUGGAGGUGACGCCUCCACAUUCAGCCGGCAGCUUGGAAAUCCUCGGGACCUGCCACCCGCCUCCCAGCGAUUCAGGCCCCGCCUAUGAAGCUGAGGCAAAUUCUGCCUCCCGGGAAAGCCGCUGGCAGCAAAUGGGACCACCUCUGACCCACACACAGCUGCCCAGGGACCUGCACAGUCCUGCUCUGGCUGCAGCAAUCAGCGGUUCCUGCAAGAAGCCUCCGGACACCAGUGACGCUCAGGGUCACUCACAGUUAGGAACAGAAAGGGCUGAACCCCAUCAAGUCAUCAGUGUGGCUGCAGGUGGCCAGCCAGCUGGGGGUUUGCUGGUGAGUGCCCAGCCCUCUCCACUCCCUCCGACUGGGGAAACGUGUCCAGMUUCAAGCCCCAUGGCACCUACAGAUGCUCAGAUCCCUGUUGCCGAAGGAGGAUCCAGCCGGUUGGCCAGGGAGAYGAUUUCCCAGGCGGAGAAACCAGUUUCUGCAGAAGCAGCCAAAGAGCUGGUGAAUACAGGGUUGGGAGGAUUGGAGGGGGGGGCAUCAGAUCUUGAGAGACAGAGAGAGCACCCAAAAGGGAGCACUGGGGAGUUUCCUGCCCCGUCACCUCAGGAGAGAGCAGAGUCCUGGAACAGGGAGCAAAGCCAGGGGGUCACACUAGGGAUGCCGCUGCCCCCUCCUCCUCCUGGGACUUCGAGUGAAAGUAUUGGAAGGUCAGAGGGGCCGAAGGAUGGAGCCAAGGCCCUCGAGGAUGAUGAGGGUCCUGCUGUGGCUACAGAMGAGAUCAGAUCAGCUGGAGACAACCCCAGGAGCCAGGAUGCCACCCCAGAGCCACCUGGUGGUACAGAUCCUGGAAACCUGAGGGCAGAGGAGUCGCAGGCUCUUGGUGGCAAGCCCAAUACUGAGGGGGACAAAGAUGAGGUUUCGAAACAAAGUGGCAAAGAACAAAGCAGAAUCCUUCCCAGCUUAGACUCAGCACAGCCACCCAGGAAGAACAGUGCUGGACACAUAGACGGUCCCAACCCUCAGUCAAUGCAGGUAGCGUGGCCGGCGACGGCUGGUGCCAAUGUGACCACUGCAGCCACCUCACUGCUCUUCCCUGAGGAGAAGCCGGUCCUGCCCCCAGCACCAGAUGAAACUGAGGAUGUUGUUCCGGGGUUGCAGUCCAGAUGCCCUGAUACCCUUCAGGACACGUGGGGAUUGGGAAGAAUGGAGUCUCUUCCUGCUUUAGAAUCAGAGAAAUCAGAUUUCCUGUUGACUCCUGCUGCAGAGGUUGUAUCCAAAGCCCAAGAGGUAGAGAACACAUUGGAAAAAAAGACAGCAGGCCACCUGUCCCCACAGAGGCCCCGCAGCUGUGAUGGGGAGAACUUGCUGACAUCCCCAGGCCAAUCCUCUGGGCCAGGGCACAAUGUAGAUGGACAGGAAGUUCAUGCUGAUGUGCCAAACACUCCCUGUGAGGAGACCCCAGCAGUGGAUACGAUGCUCAGGCUGAAGCCAGAUUUUCAGGGAAACCCGUCCCRCCCAGAGGACAGUGGGACAAGAGAAGCUGCAUCCGAGAGGCCCCCACUGUCUUCUGAGAACGGCCUCGUGCCAUCACAGUCAGACACGGGGGCACCCAUCAUUGAUAAGCUCAGGGAGAUGACUCAACCUCCUGCAAAUGGGAAAGAGGCUUAUCCAGGCAACCCAGGUGUGAAGAACCAGGGUGCAGGUCCUUCCCCAGCCCACGUACCCACGGAGCCUUGGGAGGACGUGUGCUUGCCCAGUUAUGAAGGACAGGAGCAGGCAUCUGGAUCAGAACUUCAAAGUGUGCUUCCCAAAGACAGUCUGUGUGACGCUCCAAGUUUGGUUCUAGAGAGUUCUCCAUCGGAAGAGUCAGAAUUGCCAACUCCAACAGAACAGAAGUUGCCUGCAUUAGGGGAGAAUGGGCAAGAGGGAGCAGGCAGCCGUGGCCAUCUUUCAGGGGUCUUGCUUAACGCAGGAGACACUUUAAAAGACUCUUCUGUUGCAGGGAGCUUGGGCGGGGAGGGAAGCUGCUGUGCUGGGCAGGGGCCAAACAAGUCCCAACAGGAGCUGGGUGAUGCUGUGGAAGCAGGCAGCCUGCGUGAAGGGGCAUGUUGCUGGGACGCGGGGGUAGCUGACGCACAGCCCCCACCCUCGGGCCUGUGCGAGGCAGAGAUGGCAAGUAGAGACACAGUGGGGGCCCCGCCUCAUCCACCUGACUCAGUGGCCCUCCUGGAUACAGCUCAUGGUCUGGCAGCCCCAGCACUGGCCAGCCCCAGAGUCACACCCACCCAGGAUGCUCCAGAGAGACAGACAUGUGAUCAAGCCCAGGAAGAGAGGCAGCAACCAGGGCCRGCCCUACAGCAAGAAAUGGAGUGCCCUGCCACCUCGGCCACCACAGUUACAGAGACCCAUAAGCUUCUUGAGAAGUUCCCGCUGGCUGGGGAGCAGGGUGGUGAAGGAGAGGCUGCUGGAGCUGGUGAGAGUGCUGGUGAAGGAGGCCCAGGGACRCAGCAAACUCCAGAGGAGCCACAAACCGCUCCAGGUGACACCUUUGCUCAGACUGAGCRCUGCCCCACCUCCAGGAAAGGACCUUCUACCUCCGUCCCUGGCGAGUCCUGCGAGACUGAGCAGCUCAUGCCCAGCUGCCAGGAUGCCUUGCCACGGGCUGGAGAGCUAGAUGGGAUACCCAGAGGCACGGAGGGCAUUUCUGCACAUCAGGCUGGCCCUGACCCAGAGAGGCCCCUGCCGGCUGGGAAAGACACUGCUCCUGACACCCCUUACCUGCAUAUCAAUGGAGCCGCAGGGAAAGGAGCAGAAGACAGUGGUCUGAGAGCUGUUUCCUCCGAGGGCCCCACAGCUCCCAGUGAAAGUCCCUGUCCCAUGGAGGAGUCCCUGCUGGAAAAGGCUGCCUCUGCGAAGCUGCCGGCCAGCCUCCUCUUGCAACCAGGAGCUGCAGGUGGGGAGGGCUCUGCUGUGCCUGCCAGCUCUGGAAGCCCCAAAGCUGGAACCACUGAGGAACCUGGGGACUCCAUGCCCUACCUGGACAGGAUGCCUCUUCUGGCCAAGAGUAAGCAGAUGACAGAGGAGGACAAAGUGGCCACAGCUCCAGAAGCCAGGCCCUGUGAGAUUCCAGCCUGCUCUGGCAGCGAGGACAGCAUGGUGGGUGAUGCAGCAAGACAGACAGAGGGCAGCAGGGACAGGGUGGUAGAGACGCCUCCAGAUCUAAGGAGAGGUGCACCAGGUGGUACGGAAGCAAGCUCCAAGCAGCCUAGCCCCAUUGUAGGGCUCCAUGAUUUCAGGGAGCACAUCACCAGAAUCUUUGAGCAAUCAGUGCUUGGAGCCCUGACUGCUGACCAGCCCCAGAAUGCACCAAGUGAAAAGGCAGGAGCUGGGAGGAGUAUGGUGGGCAAGGACCUCACCACGCUACUAAGCCCAGAGAAGCUUCUAGAUGGAACUCAAGGAAUGGCUGCUACCACUCUCCCUGCACCUCCUGCUGGACUCUGGGUGGAGAAGAAGCCAGAGUUGGCUGUGGAGGCUAAGAUUUCCCAUCUGGUUUCCCAGGAUACAGCUCCAGACAAGCUGCCAGGUGAGUCAGAUGCCAGUGUUGAGGAGGAGGUGACUGGUGUACCACUCGUAGCAAGGAGAAGCGAGAGGCCAGACCUGGGAGCCGAGGUUCACUCACAGCAGGCGAGGGGUGGGCAGGAACUAGCUUCAGGCCUUUCCUCACCAGUGGCUGCUCAGGGGACAUCUUUAGAGAGAGCUGCUGACUUCCAGGUGGCUCCCCAGAGCCUUGGAGAAGAGGCCUCCGUUCAAGGUGACAGAAUUCUUUCUGGAAAACAGUGCCAGGKAACACUGGUCUCCGACAGUCACCCUGGAAAAGAUGGUACCCAGGACUUGGCUCACACGGUGGGUGCAGGUGAUGUGCCAGAAUCUACCUGUGCUCUAGAAUCCUCUCCUCCCCGUGGGGAUGUUUUAAUUGAGCCCGAGGCUAAUAGUGACCURCUUGGGGGUGAAAGGAAGCCUGAAGCUGAUGCCAGCAUCCUGGAAAUGCAAAACGCCCCUGGCCACCUGAGCAUCCCUGAACCACUGGCUAGAGAAGUGCUGGACACUCCCCAGGAGCCCAGCGAGAAGGCAGGAGCUGCUGGGGAAGUGAAGGGUGACAUCACGUCGAGCACAGCCCAGGCAUGGGCACACACAGCUGGUGACCUGCCAGAAACAGGUGCUGCAAGGAUGAUCGCCGGCGUAGCUCAGGACUCGGUGCUGCCAGGGAGCCAUCAGGCGAUGGAGGACACAGCUGCCCUGCGAGGGGACAGCCCAAGUGGGCACCAGCCGGCCAAGGAGCAGCUGGGACCUGAGCUCCCUACUCCAGCUGGGAAUGGGGAGGUGCGUGUUUCACCCCCAGAGCCUGAUGACACUGGAGACUCAAAGCUGCAACACCUGGCUCCRGAAGAGCAACACGCUGACAGAAAGAGCCCGGGGCCUGGCCCAGCUACCUUACCUACGGUUCCUGAGAAGGAUGCUCCGAGAUUCCCUUCAGAUGAGACCAGCUGUGUGGGAGGACCAGAAAGCACCCCUGCCACAGAUGAUGUCAUCCAGCCAGCUGCAGGCCUGAGAAACCUGUCCCUAGUGGCCUCUUCCCGUCAUGCUGACGCCCUCGGCCAGGUCUCCAGGGGUCUGACAGCCCAGAGCACCUCCCCAGCUGCUGCCCAUGCGGGUCUUGCUCCCCCGGCCUCAGACCACGCAGUUUUGCCUUCUGCCUCAGCUGGCCAUGGAGUAGAAGUUUCCUCCUGCCAGGACCUGGCCAAGGACGCAAGCAGGAGUUCUGACUCUGAAGAAGCAUUUGAGACCCCGGAGUCAACGACCCCUGUCAAAGCUCCACCAGCCCCACCUCCGCCACCCCCUGAAGUCAUCCCAGAGCCUGAGGUCAGCGUACCACCAGCCCCGGAAGAACCAGGAUGUGGCUCUGAGACGGUCACCGUCCCUGAUGGCCCACGCAGCGACUCCGUGGAAGGCAGCCCCUUCCGCCCUCCGCACUCCUCCUCUGCCGUCUUCGAUGAAGACAAGCCGAUAGCCAGCAGCGGGACUUACAACUUAGACUUUGACAGCAUCGAGCUGGUGGAUAACCUCCAGAGCUUGGAGCCUCGGCCCUCGGACUGUAAGAGCCAAGAGUGCAAGGCCAGUGCGCGGAGGAAGUCCACCGAGUCCGUGCCCCCCGCCAAGUCCACGCUGUCCCGCUCCCUGAGCCUGCAGGCCGGUGACUUUGAUGGUGCUUCCUGCUCAGGCAGCCCCGAGGCCGUGGCCCUCGCCCCGGACGCAGGCAGCACAGGCUCGUGCAGUGCUUCCAGUACCCUCAAGAGAACUAAAAAACCCAGGCCACCGUCCCUGAAAAAGAAGCAGAGCACCAAGAAGCCCACAGAAACCCCCCCAGUGAGGGAGACCCAGCAGGAGCCAGCGGAGGAGAGUCCGGUCUCCAACGAGGAGUAUCUGGCGUCGGAGACGAAGACGGAGCCGGCCGCGGCAGAGGGCUCAGGGUCCGCCUCGUCGGAGGAGACGCCCCCGGAGCCUGCCGCCGCGCCCAAAGCCGCCUGUCCUCUGGACCCAGAGUGUGCCGAGGGCGCCAGCCCCUUGGCUUCUGGAGGUGGCAGGGUGCAGAACUCACCUCCUGUUGGGAGGAAGACGUUGCCUCUGACCACGGCCCCCGAGGCCGCGGAGGAGGCCCCGUCGGAUAGUGGGGGGCAAGAGGACUCCCCGGCCAGAGGGCUCUCAGUGAGGCUGGAGUUUGACUAUUCUGAGGACAAGGGUGGUUGGGACAACCAGCAGGAAAACCCCCCUCCUACCAAAAAGAUAGGCAAAAGGCCAGUUGCCAAAAUGCCCCUAAGGAGGCCAAAGAUGAAAAAGACRCCCGAGAAACUCGACAACACCCCUGCCUCACCUCCCAGGUCCCCCGCUGAGCCCAAUGACAUCCCUGUGGCUAAAGGUACCUACACCUUUGAUAUUGACAAGUGGGAUGACCCCAAUUUUAACCCCUUUUCUUCCACCUCAAAAAUGCAGGAGUCUCCCAAACUGCCCCAACAGUCAUAUAACUUUGACCCAGACGCCUGUGACGAGUCCAUUGAUCCCUUUAAGACAUCCUCUAAGACCCCCAGCUCACCUUCUAAAUCCCCAGCCUCCUUUGAGAUCCCAGCCAGUGCCAUCGAAGCCAAUGGAGUGGAUGGGGACGGGCUGAACAAGCCCGCCAAGAAGAAGAAGACGCCCCUAAAGACUGACACAUUUAGGGUGAAAAAGUCGCCAAAACGAUGUCCUCUCUCUGAUCCACCCUCUCAGGACCCGACUCCAGCUGCGACACCAGAGRCGCCACCAGUGAUCUCCGCAGUGGUCCACGCCACCGAUGAGGAGAAGCUGGCGGUCACCAAUCAGAAGUGGACGUGCAUGACAGUGGACUUGGAGGCUGACAAACAGGACUUCCCACAACCCUCGGACCUGUCUACCUUUGUAAACGAGACCAAAUUCAAUUCACCCACAGAGGGUAAGCAACUCAGUGGCCAGCCGGACCCCCACCCUGCCUUGGAGAAUACUGCCUCUAGGGAGCAAAGGGCCAGGAAAGUCACUUCUCAAYCAGAGUUGGGUUACAGAAACKCCUAUGAAAUCGAAUAUAUGGAAAAACUUGGCUCCUCCUUACCCCAGGACGAUGACACCCCGAAGAAGCAAUCCUUGUACCUUAUGUUCGACACGUCUCAGGAGAGCCCCGUGAAGUCUCCGACCCGGAUGUCCGAGUCCCCGACGCCUUGUUCAGGGUCAAGUUUUGAAGAGACAGAAGCCCUCGUUAAUGCUGCAGCAAAAAUCCAGCGUCCUGUCUCACGAGGGCUAGCCUCCAGCCAAGAGCCACACUUACAGGUGCCGGAGAAGUCCUCCCAGCCAGAACUGGAGGCCAUGGCCCUGGGCACCUCCUCAGAGGCGAUUGAAAUMACAGCUCCCGAGGCUGCCUUUGCCUCUGCUGACGCCCUUCUCAGCAGGCUGGCCCACCCCGCCUCUCUCUGUGGUGCACUUGACUAUCUGGAACCCGACUUAGCAGAAAAGAACCCCCCAGUAUUUGCUCAGAAACUUCAGGAGGAGUUAGAAUUUGCCAUCAUGCGGAUAGAAGCCCUGAAGCUGGCCAGGCAGAUUGCCUUGGCUUCCCGCAGCCGCCAGGACACCAAGAGAGAAGCUGCUCACCCACCAGAUGUCUCCAUCUCCAAAACAGCCUUGUAUUCCCGCAUCGGGACCUCUGAGGUGGAGAAGCCGGCGGGCCUUCUGUUCCAGCAGCCAGACCUGGACUCUGCACUCCAGGUGGCCAGAGCAGAGGUCCUAACCAAGGAGAGAGAGGUCUCGGAGUGGAAAGAGAAAUAUGAAGAGAGCAGACGGGAGGUGAUGGAGAUGAGGAAGAUCGUAGCCGAGUACGAAAAGACCAUCGCACAGAUGAUAGAGGACGAACAGAGGGAGAAGUCAGUCUCACACCAAACAGUGCAGCAGCUGGUCCUGGAGAAGGAGCAAGCCCUGGCCGACCUGAACUCCGUGGAGAAGUCUCUGGCCGACCUUUUCAGGAGAUACGAGAAGAUGAAGGAGGUCCUGGAAGGUUUCCGCAAGAAUGAAGAGGUGCURAAGAAAUGUGCACAGGAGUACCUGUCUCGCGUGAAGAAGGAGGAGCAGCGGUACCAGGCCCUGAAGGUGCACGCGGAGGAGAAGCUGGACAGGGCCAACGCGGAGAUCGCCCAGGUUCGAGGCAAGGCCCAGCAGGAGCAGGCCGCCUACCAGGCCAGCUUGCGGAAGGAGCAGCUGCGAGUGGACGCCCUGGAAAGAACGCUGGAGCAGAAGAAUAAAGAGAUAGAAGAGCUCACCAAGAUCUGUGAUGAACUGAUUGCCAAAAUGGGAAAAAGCUAACUUUGAACCAAAUGCUGGGACUUGACCGUCACGUGCAAUAUGGCCGUGGGCGCACUGCCGUCCUUCCACCCACACGGACAGGCUCUGUUUUCACUUUUCGUAUGCACUACUGUAUUUCCUUUCUGAAUAAAGUUGAUUUGAUUGUAUGCAGUGCUAAGGAGACUAUCAGGAUUUCUUGCUAUUGGUUUGCAUUUUCCUAGUAUAAUUCAUAGCAAGUUGACCUCAGAGUUCCUGUAUCAGGGAGAUUGUCUGAUUCUCUAAUAAACACAUUGCUGACCUUGGUCUUGCCCUUUGUACACAGAUUCCCAGGUGAGCAGGUUUGAUUUAAUAUGAACAUGUACAGCGUGCAUUGGGACUCUUGCCUUAAGGAGUGUAAACUUGAUCUGCACUUGCUGAUUUGUUUAAAAAAAAAUGCAUGUUUCAAAUAAAAUUCUCUAUUGUAAAUAAAUUUUUUUCUUUGGAUCUUG
Messenger RNA from Urocitellus parryii (Arctic ground squirrel), 10005 nucleotides. It is a transcript of the gene Tacc2, whose product is annotated as transforming acidic coiled-coil containing protein 2. Gene Ontology annotation, cellular component: cytoplasm. Lineage: Eukaryota; Metazoa; Chordata; Mammalia; Rodentia; Sciuridae. Gene Ontology annotation, biological process: cerebral cortex development; mitotic spindle organization; nuclear migration. The record is from RefSeq and is a predicted model, not a curated record.